CUAAAGGGUCAGAGGUCAACUGAAUGGCAGAUGCUUUGUCGGAGUUAUAGCUCCAGUGCUCCAGACUAGGUGUACCAGAUCUCCCGCUGAUGGGGUGUAGUCCUGUGUUUGCCAUGCAGCACAUCAUGGAUUUAUCCCAUGUACUGAUGCGAAGGGGUCUCCUUGGAAGGGACCUCUUUGUGGCCAGGACUCUCUGCAGCCCAGGCCCCACUCAGCCUGGGGAUAAGCGACCAGAGGAAGCAGCCCUUGGGCUAUAUCACCGCCUCCCAGCACUAGGAAGAGCCCUGGGGCACAACAUUCAACAAAGGGCGACCUCUACAGCCAAGACUUGGUGGGACAGAUAUGAAGAGUUUGUUGGACUUAAUGAGGUUCGAGAGGCCCAGGGAAAUGUGACUGAGGCAGAGAAAGUGUUCAUGGUGGCUCGUGGGCUUGUCCGAGAGGCUCGGGAGGACUUGGAAGUUCAGCAAGCAAAGCUGAAGGAGGUGAGGGAUCGCUUGGACCGUGUUUCCAGGGAAGAUAACCAGUACCUGGAACUGGCUACUCUGGAGCACAGGAUGCUGCAGGAGGAGAAGAAGCUCCGCAUUGCCUAUAUGCAUGCAGAAGACUCUGAGCGUGAGAAGUUCUCCCUUUUUUCUGCAGCUGUGCGUGAGAGUCACGAGAAGGAGCGGGCAAGGGCCGAGAGGACCAAGAACUGGUCCCUCAUUGGGUCAGUCCUAGGAGCCCUGAUUGGUGUGGCUGGCUCCACCUAUGUAAACCGUGUUCGGCUACAGGAACUGAAGGCUUUACUUGUGGAGGCACAGAAAGGGCCUGUGAGUCUCCAAGAGGCCAUCCGUGAACAGGCGUCUAGCUACUCCCUCCAACAGAGGGACCUCCACAACCUCGUGGUAGACCUGAGGAGCCUGGUGCAUGCUGGGCAGAGCCAGGGAUCUGGGUCACUGGCAGGUACUUCCCCGCAUCGAAACAGAGACACAGAUGUCCUUUCAGCUGCUUUGAAAGAGCAGCUCAGUCAUUCUCGGCAGGUCCAUUCCUGUCUAGAGGGUUUACGAGAGCAGCUUGAUGGCCUGGAAAAGACUUUCAGCCAAAUGGCUGGGGUGGUUCAGCUUGCAAAGGCUGCAGCACACCCAAGCUUGGUGGAGCCAGCAGAUGGGGCUCUGCUUGGCUCCUUGCUGGAACAGCAGAGUGUGAUGUUGGCUCUGUCUGACAUGGAACAGAGGGUAAAAGUUCAAGGCAACAGGAACACCAUCUACAGCACACUGGUCACUUGUGUGACGUUUAUGGCGACACUGCCUGUGCUCUACAUGCUGCUCAAGGCCAGCUAGCCCCUGGAUCUGCCUAUUGAAGGUCUAAGGGGAUAGAAUGUGGCUUUCAUUAGUGAAUUUCAGUGAUGAAGCGAGUCUUGGGACAUAUUCAGCCUCAGCCUGAGUCUGAACACCAUCUGCAUGGCUUACCAUCUGCAUGUACUUUGCUUUGCAGGCAAUGCUUAUUUACAUUAAUUAUGACAACUUUGAA
Molecule: messenger RNA, 1509 nt
Organism: Urocitellus parryii (Arctic ground squirrel)
Lineage: Eukaryota; Metazoa; Chordata; Mammalia; Rodentia; Sciuridae
Gene: Ccdc51
Product: coiled-coil domain containing 51
Source: RefSeq, a predicted model, not a curated record